This is a messenger RNA of Glycine soja, 1648 nucleotides long. RefSeq names its product E3 ubiquitin-protein ligase SGR9, amyloplastic-like. The record is from RefSeq and is a predicted model, not a curated record. Gene Ontology annotation, molecular function: ubiquitin protein ligase activity. Gene Ontology annotation, cellular component: cytoplasm. Lineage: Eukaryota; Viridiplantae; Streptophyta; Magnoliopsida; Fabales; Fabaceae. Gene Ontology annotation, biological process: protein ubiquitination. The transcript has a single exon. The coding region runs from base 280 to 1062 and encodes 260 amino acids.
AAAGAUGAAGUUAAAGGUCAAAGACUAGCGUAUCCAAUCCCAUCUUUCGAAAUAUGUAACGGACAACCGACCUAAAAGACAUAUUGUAGUCUUAUGACGGUAGAAGUUAGAAAAAGGAACAGAAACAAAGGACACAUUGGUCAAUACAAGUAAAGAGUGCAAGACCUAGUUGUCUAUUUAUUAUAGUAAUAAUCGGUAACACACACACGUACAUAAAAAGCCACAUUCUUCUUCAUUCAUAUUCAGAAAAAGCAAAAGUCCAAGGCACAUGAUCCCACAAUGGAAGAAACAACAUCAACCAUCAUCAUGGCUGCACUCUCCACCCUCACACCUUCCCAAUUCUCAGAUCUCACUCGCUCCAUUAUCUCCGCCACCAACCACCACCAUCGCCGCCUCUCCUCCCUCCUCUCCUCCCCAACGCUCUUCUCUUUAACCCUUCACCAUCUCCACACUCUCACACUCCCCCAGAAGACCCUCCUCAUCGCCCGCCACCUCCUCUCCUCCCUCCACCUCCUCACCGCCACGUCGCCGCCUCUGUCCACCACCACACGGCAGCGCGACCUCGACGCCGCGCUGCUCCUCCUUCUCCUCUGCGAAACGCACAACCACAACCCACAUGCCCUCGAGGCACCGUUCUCCGAAUGGAGAAAAAACUUGAGCAAAGUGUUCUCUGAUUCGUUGUUAACUGUUUCUCUUGCACCCCUUGGGACGGUUAUGAUUCCCUUCGUUGAGACGGUGUCGCGGUGCUGGAGGCUUGUGGGUGCGCUGAAUUGCGGCGGAGGGAAGGAGGCGGCUUCGGCGGCGAUAAUGGUGGCGCUGCCGUCGGUGGAGGUGAGGCACAGUGGGAGGGAGUGCGUGAUAUGCAAGGAGGAGAUGGGAAUAGGAAGGGACGUGUGCGAGUUGCCAUGUCAACACUUGUUUCAUUGGAUGUGUAUUUUGCCGUGGCUGGGGAAAAGGAACACGUGUCCUUGCUGCAGGUUUCGGUUGCCGUCCGAUGAUGUCUUCGGAGAGAUCCAACGGCUGUGGGAAGUCUUGGUUAAAAUGACUGCAAAAGAUUCAUAGGUCAGUUGAAAAUGUUGCAGUGGAUAAAAAUGAAUACAAAAAUAAUGAUUGUGAUUAGUAGAUAAAAUUAUUUUUGUCUUAAACAUAUGUUAUGAUGUUUCUUUAACCACCAUUGCAUCCAACAAUGAUAUCCACCGUUGGAUUUACAUCUAGCGGUUAUAAAUGGUUAGAGUAUCUUUCUAAUUGAUUAAUCUCGUACCUUAGCGGGAGAGAAACAACGUUACUUUAAAUGUCAGUUAAUGUUGUACUGUUAUUUAUUUUGUUUCUUACUGUAGUUACUUCUCAAACGAUUUGAAGAAGGGUAGUGAGGUCCACAGUCUUGGCCUUGUGAUUUUUUUAAUUUUUUUUUUUGUGAUGAGUAGAUGACGUGGUGCUUGGUUGGUUUUGUUUUGAUUAUUUGAUGUUUUUGAAUUAAGAGAGGGACUCCUGUGGUAGAGGGCGAAGGGUAUGAUUGUGUGGCCAAAUGAGUGGAUGGAUAGAUAAAAUGUACAACAAGUGAGGUUCUCAAUGUAUAGACAGUGUAAGACUCGGAUAGAUAUGUGAUAUGUCAAUAGAACCAAUAAAAUUGCAAUAGAUUUCAUUUUCA